CGACAGCCAAUCGACUUAUGAUGUCGUCAUCUAACAACAUGGCGGACGAAAAGUAUCCGUUCGCUAAUUGUUUUUCGAGUUUUUAGCUUUUUAUCGCGUUUUAGCCUACUGAAUGAAACUUUAAAAUGGACGAACUUGUAGUCGAUCUAACCCUUGCACUAGAACGGACCGAUGAUCCGCAAUCUUCGAACUCGGACGCCACGAUAGGGCGAAAGGAUUCGCCUUCCUCUACUCCGGUUCGAAAAGCUAUCAAAAAGAGAAGGGGAAGAAAACGCAGAUCAGAUUUCCCGUUAACCAAAGAUUUGUCAAUGCUUAGCGAGGGGAGUAAUGAUUCGAUCGACGAGGCAUUGAAAGACUAUAUCGAAAAUAUUACCAUGAUGCAGAGCGAUUCUGAUGAGGACAGUGCUUUUGCGAACUCUAAACGUCUUUCGAUGUUAUAUCGAUAUCAAAUGAUGGAGCCCUAUCCCUUACCAGAGCGUCCAGAAAGCGAUUCAUUCGCAGAGAAUGCGGGUGGCAGAAGACGGUCUAAAAGAAACAAAAAGUUAAAGAGGACUCCACAGUCUUUGAAUUACACCGGAGUACAAUUUCAAAGUUCUCCUGAACUGAGUAGUCAGUAUAACCACCAUGGGAACAUAAAGAUAUCUCAUGGACAUACGAAAUCUCUCAAAAGAAAACAUUCCUGUAAAUUAUCCUCUGCUGAGAGGCAGUCGAUGUGUGAUGAUGGUGGCCAGGUGUACUACUAUGACACUGGGAGACAUAGUAGCAGCACCUCUGAACCAAUGGAGGUGGGAUCAUUCCCUAGGCAUGGUAAACAUUUCAAAAUCCUUGGGGCUGACCAUGGAAGUACUGAUUACAUGGGUGAAAAUGGUGCAAUCUGGCUUCCAGGGAGACAUAAUAAGGAUGACAUGAUGCUGAACCUUGGCUCAGAUAGUGAUGCUUCUAGUGAUGUUGAGAGCGAGGGGUUCUUUACUAACGAUGAGGGCAGAUUAGCAGAUGACGAACAAGAAGAAAGCUCUUAUGAGCAUGAGAUCCCCUUAGACCCCUGGUGGGAACAGGACUGCAAGGAAAUGGAAGAGGAUGAGAAAUUCAACAACAUAUUGAAUGGAGUAAUGGAUGAGUAUGGCAUUCCGGAGACCAACGGGACUAGAUCAUUCGGGUUUCAGGCACGGUUGAAUAUGAUGUCAAUGUAUGGAAAGGAUAAUCUUAAACCAAUGCUUAUUGAGGCAAAUAAGAAAAUAAGCAAGUUCAUCCAGGAUUCUUCUAAAACAGAGCUGUACCUGCCUCUAAAUUCAAGAGCAGAGCAACACCAGAUACGAAAGCUGGCUUCCCUUUAUUCUCUUCACUGCCUAACAGAGAAUUCUACUAGAGACCAAGUUGUGCUCAUCAAAACCAAAAACACAAGUAGGCCCGACAAGAUUGCUAUAAACCGCCUUUUUGGCAAGCAGAGAAAGAACAGGAAAAAAGUCAGUCCAUCAUCCAAAGUCAAAAAAGCUAGAAAAACGCUACCAGCCUCUGAAGUUGCUGUAGCCCAAGCAACAUUGCCAAUACCAGAGCACAACAUUGGUAACCAGAUGCUCCGUGAAAUGGGUUGGGUACCAGGCAAAGGACUUGGACCGAAUCAGAGUGGAAGGGUCGACCCAGUCAAAGCCACUAUGAGACCAAAAGGACUGGGGCUAGGACACACAUGGCCCUCAUCUAAAUGAAAUCCACAGAGCUACAGAAUUUACGUUCUAUGAUGUACAUAGCAUAUAUCAUUCCAAUGACGGUUUUACUCUGAAUAUAAUUCUGUUUUUAAAUGGCAAAUUGUAGUACUUUUAUUACAUGGAAGUUCAGAGCUACAAAAUUAACGUUCUAUGAUGUACAUAGCAUAUAUCAUUCCAAUGACGGUUUUACUCUGAAUAUAUUUCUAUUUUAAUGGCAAAUUGUCGUACUUUUAUUAGAUGGAAGUUCUUGUAAAAUUAGAAAGGCAAAUACUAUAAUUCUGUUGUUUGUAAAAGAAUAUGAAAUGUGUAUUUAUGGAUCAUAUCAUAUCUUUCUAGAUUUAAUUUAUUUUUAGCCGGGUUUUGUAACCUAAAUCCAUAAAUGGCUAGUAAAAAAUUCUCUUUAUCAAAAAGAAAGGAGGCGAUAGUGUUGCUUCGGAGGCGAUAGUGUUGCUUGCCCGAGUGUAAGUUGAGUGUCAGGUCCUUCUUUCGUGUCUUAUGAAUUAAACGGCAACCGAAAAAGACUAUUUGGAGAUGCCACUAAAGCUUACAAAUGACAGACCCACGAGGUGCCACAGUAGUCUUGCUUCCAAUGAUACAUUGUUGUGGUUCUCUUGACAUAAGAAAUACAUUUUAAAGUGUAUUAAAGGCUAACUAUAACUAUUCCAUCAAUAAUAAACUUGGUAAUGUUUUAACAAAACAAAACAAAAAUUUUUCAAAAUUUUUUUCUUAAUUUAAAAUAAAAUUGAUUACGCUUCGUAUCAAUCAGAAAGGUUUAAAGCGGUCAAAAAGAAAUAAGUAUAGGCUAAUAAAGAGUUAGAUUAAUAGGCCGUUAGCCUCAUUCGAGGUGAUUGGCAUAUACACCUAUUCCAAAAUAUGUUGUCAGUGCAAAUGGCGAAUGCCAAUUGUCGAAUGGCAGUUCUAAGAUCGAAAAAUACCAUGGAACACGUCGAAUUUCUACUGAAUGCAGGAUAAUGUGGAUAAUUUUUGCGAUUAUAAUACUUUUCAUCUUUAUUCUUACAAAUAAUUAUACCCAUAAGCAGUGAUUGGUCUUGUAACUGCUAUUUGCCAAAUGCCAUUUGCACUGACAACGUUUAUUGAAAAUAUUUACGGUUAAUCUGGCUAAGGCCUGGAAGAAUGGCUAGUAAAAAAUGUCUUUACCAGACAAAGAAAAAA
Molecule: messenger RNA, 2876 nt
Organism: Nematostella vectensis (starlet sea anemone)
Lineage: Eukaryota; Metazoa; Cnidaria; Anthozoa; Actiniaria; Edwardsiidae
Product: G patch domain-containing protein 2
Exons: 8
Coding region: 126-1703 (525 amino acids)
Molecular function (GO): nucleic acid binding
Source: RefSeq, a predicted model, not a curated record